UUCCAGAGCGCAUAGCCAUAUUCCACUCAUAUCAUUUCAAUCGGUCAAACAGAUCGCACAUGUUUUGAGAGUUCAGUGCUGUGUUAUUUCACCGGUGUCAUUUGAGUUGAUUAGCAUAUCAAAAUUCGUUUCAAUUGCAGCUCUUUUGUUAACCCGUGAAACAUGAGUGCUGCUAUAAAAAAUGUGCUUGUCGUAGGCACUGGUGGCCGUGAGCAUGCGAUCUGCUGGAAGCUAACCCAGAGUGUCAAAGUGGCUAACAUAUUCGCUCUUCCUGGAAGUCCAGGAAUUGCCCAACUGGACAAAGUUACUCUGGUCACCGAUGUUAACGUGAAGGAUUUCGAUGCCAUAGUAUCCUGGUGCAAGAAUAAUGCAAUAAAUCUGGUUGUCGUCGGCCCGGAGGAUCCCCUCGCGCUCGGAUUGGGAGAUAAGUUGCUGGCGGCCGAUAUUAAGUGCUUUGGACCCACGCAAAAAGGUGCCAGGAUCGAGUCAGAUAAAAACUGGUCUAAAGAUUUUAUGCAUCGAAAUGGAAUACCAACGGCACGGUACUCGUCCUUUGAUAAAGCAGCGGACGCUAAAGCGUUCAUUCGAAGCGCAUCCUAUGAAGCACUGGUGGUGAAAGCUAGUGGACUUGCAGCCGGAAAGGGUGUCAUCGUAGCCGAUAGUCAAGAUCAGGCAUGCGCCGCAGUGGAUGAAAUUUUGGGCGAUAGGAAGUUUGGCUCCGCUGGUGAUGUCGUCGUAGUGGAGGAAAAACUGUCCGGCGAAGAGGUGUCCGUACUAGCUUUUGUCGAUUCAAAGACAGUGCGUGUAAUGCUACCCGCACAGGAUCACAAACGGCUGUGUAAUGAUGACCGCGGACCAAACACUGGUGGAAUGGGCGCCUACUGUCCUUGUCCGAUCAUUAAACCCCACGAGCUAGAGAUUGUUACGAGAGAAGUACUGCAGCGAGCGGUCGAUGGAUUGCGCAAAGAAGGCAUUAAAUACAACGGAGUAUUGUAUGCUGGUAUGAUGCUUACACCCAAUGGUCCAAAAACUUUGGAAUUCAAUUGCCGUUUCGGUGAUCCAGAAACACAAGUAAUCCUACCCCUAUUGGAGAGUGAUUUGUACGAUUUGAUGGACGCCACCUGUGAUAAUCGGUUGGAUAACACUCAGCUUCGCUUCCGCGAUGGUCUCAGCGCUGUUGGAGUUGUCAUGGCCAGCAAAGGCUAUCCAGAAACGUCCACCAAGGGAUGCGUUAUAAAAGGCCUUGAUUCGAUUGCGGAAAGGCGAGAUCAUCUUGUGUUUCACAGUGGUGUAGGAAGAAACGCAGACGGGGACUUCGUUACAAAUGGAGGCCGUGUAUUGAUCAAUGUUGUUCUGCAGGAGAAUCUGCGAACAGCAGCAGCUCUAGCCACAGCCGCCUGUUCUGAUGUGCAUUUCGACGGCUCACAGUACCGAACUGAUAUCGCCCAGAAGGCAUUUAAACAUUUAAGUCUCUCGUACAAAGCAAGUGGAGUCGACAUAGAUGCUGGUGAUGCACUGGUUCAACGUAUCAAACCCUUAGCUAGAGGAACCAAUCGUCCUGGAGUUAUAGGAGGUCUAGGAGGAUUUGGAGGAUUGCUUCGUCUAAAUGAGGUGACUUACGAGAACAACUUUGGACAACGUGUUCGCUACCAGGAUCCUGUGCUGGUACAAGGUACAGACGGAGUCGGCACUAAGCUUAAAAUUGCCGAAGCGUUGAACGUAUGGGAUACGAUUGGCAUAGAUCUGGUCGCUAUGUGUGUGAAUGAUGUACUGUGCGAAGGAGCUGAGCCGUUGGCUUUUCUAGAUUACAUCGCUUGCGGCGAACUGGAGGUGCCCGUUGCUGCUCAAAUCGUUAAAGGCAUAUCCGAGGGCUGUCGGGACUCCAACUGUGCGCUGCUAGGGGGAGAAACAGCUGAGAUGCCAUCCAUGUACGCCAGAGGUACAUACGACAUAGCCGGUUAUUGUGUGGGUGUUGUUGAACACGAAGCCAUGUUGCCGCGCAUUCCGGACAUACGAGAGGGUGAUUUAGUUAUCGGCUUACCAUCUAGUGGUAUUCAUAGCAAUGGAUUCAGCCUUGUUAACAAAAUUUUAAAUACCAGUGGAUAUAAUCUCAAAGAUGUGGCAUCGUUUAGUGAAAAUGGAUUUUCACUUGGUCGCGAGCUGUUAACACCCACCCAGCUUUAUGUCAAACCGGUAUUGCCUGUGCUUCGGAAGGGUAUGGUUAAAGCUCUGGCCCACAUAACAGGAGGCGGUUUACUAGAAAACAUUCCAAGAGUUUUACCUAGUGGCCUCGCAGUACGGAUAGAUGCAAACAGCAUCAAUAUUUUACCGGUAUUUGGUUGGUUAGCAGCAAAUGGUAACGUUUCGGAUUUGGAGAUGCUAAGAACGUUCAAUUGCGGUAUAGGAAUGGUGCUGGUGGUGCCUGCCGGAGAUAAAACCUGGGAGCCGUUGCAGUCUUGUGGUGGUUGCAUAAUCGGCCAUAUUAUACGUCGAAAGUCCGAUUUGUCUGAUCAAGUAAUAGUUGACAACUUCAACCAUGCAAUCGUCAAAGCAUCAGAACCAUUCCGAACGAAGGAUUUAAAACCUUCGAUUUCGUAUAAGGAUAGCGGCGUAGAUAUUAAUGCUGGCGAAAGUCUAGUCGCAAAAAUCAGGCCACUGGCUAAAUCAACCGUUAGAAAUGGAUGUCUCCGAGGUUUGGGUAGUUUUGGUGCACUGUUCCGACUGAAAGACGCAGGUAAAUUCAACGAUCCUGUUCUAGUCUUGGGUACAGAUGGUGUUGGAACAAAACUGAAAAUAGCCCAAGAGAUAGGUUCACAUAGUUCGAUCGGCAUUGAUUUAGUCGCAAUGUGUGUCAAUGAUAUCCUCUGCAAUGGAGCUGAUCCAGUAAGUUUUCUCGAUUACUACGCCUGUGGUCGUCUAGAUGUUGAAGUUGCAGAAAACGUGAUUUCAGGAAUAGCAAAUGGGUGCUUACAGAGCGGAAGUGCUUUGGUUGGUGGAGAAACAGCUGAGAUGCCCGGAAUGUACGGAGAAGGAAAAUAUGAUCUAGCCGGUUUCGCGCUUGGGGUGGUUGAGAAUGAUAAAAUGCUCCCCAAAAUCGAAACUAUUGUGGAAGACGACGUAAUCAUAGGACUACCGUCGUCAGGCGUCCACAGCAAUGGAUUUAGUCUGGUGCAUAAGAUACUGGAACAUGCCGGAGUUACCUAUAAAGACGUUGCACAUUUUAGCGCGUCUGAUAAAACUUUCGGAGAAGAGCUACUUGCUCCCACAAAAAUCUACGUAAAAGAAUUACUACCACUGUUGAAGCAUAAUGUGGUUAAAGCGUUGGCACACAUAACUGGUGGCGGGCUAUCGGAAAACAUACCCAGAGUUUUGCCACAUCAUCUAGCAGUAGAAAUUGAUGCUAAAAAAUUCCACAUUCUGCCGAUUUUCGGAUGGCUUUCUAAACUAGGAAAUGUUACCGAAAAAGAGAUGUUACGAACAUUUAACUGUGGCAUCGGUAUGAUUUUGAUUACCUCUGGCAAAACCGCACAAUUAGCAUUAGAAACACUCAAAGGAACUGGAGCCUCACUAAUCGGACGGGUUGUAUCUGGUGAUUCUCAAACGGAAAAAGUAAGAGUUGUAAACUUUUCAGAGUCCCUCCGCAUAUCACAAUACACCUGCUGCCUGCCAAAAAAACGCAUUGCCGUUCUUAUUUCGGGAUCUGGAAGCAAUCUUCAGGCAUUGAUUGAUGCCACUAGAAACACCGCUUUUGGAGUGCGUGGCGAAGUUGUGUAUGUUAUUUCGAACAAAAGUGGUGUUUUCGGAUUAGAGCGAGCAUCAAAGGCCGGAAUUGCGUCGAAGGUAAUCCUCCACAGAAAUUAUCCUACCAGGGAACUGUUCGAUGCCGCCAUGUCCGAGGAACUCGAGAAGCAACGCAUAGAUUUGGUUUGCUUAGCUGGUUUCAUGAGAAUUUUGUCGGAAGGAUUUGUCAAAAAAUGGAAAGGUCGACUAAUUAAUAUUCAUCCGGCAUUGUUACCGAAGCACAAAGGAAUCCAUGCACAGCGCCAGGCUUUAGAUGCAGGUGACUCGGAAUCUGGAUGCACAGUGCAUUAUGUGGAUGAAGGAGUUGAUACGGGAGCAAUAAUUCUGCAAGAACGAGUGCCGAUUCUACCCGGAGACACCGAAGAGAUUCUAACGGACAGAAUUCACCAGGCAGAGCAUAUUGCUUUUCCCAAAGCCUUGCGAUUAAUUGCUAAUGGAUUGGUUAGUUUAGGUAGUGACGGCAAUGUUAAGUGGCUGUGACCACAACAUUGGAUAUACAUGACAUACCGAUAACUGAACUGUUUUACGUUCAACGUUAGCAGAUAAUUGUGAUAAAAUAAAUAUAUUUGGCUUUUGAAGUUAUUACGUACUACAGCAUUGAUAAGACUAUCAAGCCUUGAUAAAGAAAGAUUCACUGUCCGCCAUGCCAUGUUAAUAUUGCUUGCAUUGUUCUUAGGUUAUACAGUAUCUAUUUUUGAGAUAUAUUCAGAAAAAUACACUAAAGUUGCUUUCAA
Wyeomyia smithii (pitcher-plant mosquito) is the source of this 4535-nucleotide messenger RNA. It is a transcript of the gene Gart, whose product is annotated as trifunctional purine biosynthetic protein adenosine-3. The coding region runs from base 163 to 4281 and encodes 1372 amino acids. The transcript is spliced from 7 exons. Lineage: Eukaryota; Metazoa; Arthropoda; Insecta; Diptera; Culicidae. Gene Ontology annotation, biological process: 'de novo' IMP biosynthetic process; adenine biosynthetic process. The record is from RefSeq and is a predicted model, not a curated record. Gene Ontology annotation, molecular function: ATP binding; metal ion binding; phosphoribosylformylglycinamidine cyclo-ligase activity. Gene Ontology annotation, cellular component: cytosol.